UAGGACCGUGUUACAAGUCCUUCCUGUAGUUGAUGACGCAGCCCUCCAGGAGGGUAAAUAUUUGUUGCCCUGACCUGUAUGGUAGUAGUCAGCGUUUCGCCACCGGGGCAUAAUUAGCCUUGGGGGCGGGACAGUAUUUAGUAGGUACCGCUAAGUCCUGUUGGGCCCAAACUUAAGUUCCAGUAGCUCUUCUCAGAUCCUGUGAAAACUGAAAACACCCCGGCUGAGAACUUCUAGGCAAGCAAGACUAAGGUAUUUCUAGAUUUUCAAGCUCGAAGAAACUCCAGGAAGUCAAAGAACAGAGCUUAGAUGUAUGCGAAAAGCCAGGCUGCCUGACCUGGGAUGCCAGCUCCACCACCCUUUAGCCGUGCUAACGGGAGCAGUUAAUUUACCUCAUCUGUAUAAUGGCGGAUGUCUUCAUCACAUUUUGCCAGUCGACACAGAAAGGAUUUAAGUAUCGACAUGAUUAGAACCAGAAUUGCUCAUAGGAAAUCACUGUCUCAAAAAGAAAACAGGCAUAAGGAAUAUGAACGAAAUAGACACUUUGGUUUGAAAGAUGUCAACAUUCCAACCUUGGAAAGUAGAAAUCUUGAAUUAGAUGAGACAUGUCAAAAGCUUGUUCCAGAAAAGGCCAGUGUCAAGCCGAGGUCAGUGAAAACUCUUCUAGGUGAUCAACGAAAGCAAAUGCUCCAAAAAUAUAAAGAAGAAAAGCAGCUUCAGAAAUUGAAAGAGCAGAGAGAGAAAGCUAAACGAGGAGUAUUUAAAGUGGGUCUUUAUAGGCCUGAUAUGCCUUGUUUUCUGUUAUCAAACCAGACAACUAUGAAAGCGGAGCCAAGAAAGGCUGUUCCAUCUUCUGAACGGAUUACAAGGUCAAAGGCCAAAGACCAAAUGGAGCAGACUAAGAUUAAUAAUGGGAGUGAUGUUCGAACAAUCCGACCUGGUCAGAGACAAACUUCUGAAAGAAAAGUGUUGGACAAAGAGAAAAAAGUCACACAGCCCGUAAUGACCACAUCCAUGAGAAUGACUCGAUCCGCCACUCAGGCAGCAAAGCAGAUUGCCAGAACCAUCUCCUCUACUACAACAGAAAAGCCAGUUGCAAGAGCUAUUAAAGAUAAUGAAACAGAAAGAAAGACACCAAAUCAAGGAAGACCUGCCAAAAAGAUAGAAACAAAACCUGACAAGGUUGUUUCUUUCAAAAUCGAUAUUGAAGAAAAUACUUUGGGUUCACAAACCAGUGCAACAAAGAGAAUGGAUCCAGAUGGAAUCUUACCAAAGAUGGAGAACUUACCUAAGACAAACACUGCAAAAAUGAAAGGGAAGAAUUCUUUUGCACCUCAGGAUUUUAUGUUUCAGCCGCUGGAUGGCCUGAAGACCUAUCAAGUAACACCUAUGACUCCCAGAAGUGCCAAUGCUUUCUUGACACCCAGUUAUGCCUGGACCCCUUUAAAAACAGAAGUUGAUAAGACUCAAGAAGUGACCAAAGAAAUUUUGGCUCAACAAAGUAAAACUUACUCUAUGCAGACAGUAUAUCAAGAUUCAGAUAAACUACAGUGUACUUUGGGUUCUCUAACAGUUUGGAAUAAAGAACAUGUCUUAAAUAAAGAUGAGACUACUAAAAAUUCAGAUGGCCUUACAAUAAAAGAAGUCCCAUCACUUGAAAUAAAUGAAGAUCAGGUAUCUCAGCCCUACCACGAUGUGCCAUAUUUCAGAAAUAUUCUUCGGUCAGAAACUGAGAAAUUAACUUCACACUGCCUUGAGUGGGACAGGAAGCUUGAAUUGGACAUUCCAGAUGAUGCUAAAGAUCUCAUUCGCACAGCAGUUGGGCAAACAAGACUCCUUAUGAAAGAAAGGUUCAAGCAGUUUGAAGGACUGGUGGACAAUUGUGAAUAUAAACGAGGUGAAAAGGAGACUACUUGUACAGAUCUGGAUGGAUUUUGGGAUAUGGUUAGUUUUCAGAUAGAAGAUGUAAACCAAAAAUUCAACAAUUUGACCAAACUUGAGGAAUCUGGAUGGCAGAACAAUAAUAAUAUAAGCAAAAAAGUUGUUCGGAAGAAAGUUGUCUCAGGGGUAGCAAGUAAGCCCAAACAGGACGAUGGCGGAAGAAUUGCAGCUAGAAAUCGCCUCGCUGCCAUAAAAAAUGCGAUGAGAGAGAGGAUGAAGCAGGAAGAACCUGUGGAGGCAGCGUCCUCUGUAAUGCCAAAGGAAGUUGAUAAAAUAGUGUUUGAUGCUGGAUUUUUCAGAAUCGAAAGUCCUGUUAAAUCCUUCUCAGGACUUUCUAUCUCUUCUGAACGUCUUUCUCAAAGACAUAGGACACCUAAGUCUGUCAGCAAAGGUGCGACUGAGUGCAGGGCUGAGAUGGAUCAUCGAAGACAAAUGAUGUCACCACAGAAUCCUGAUCCUCAAGGUAUCAAAAGUGAGCAUGUCGAUAAGGAGACUUUGCUUUCAACUAUUCCUAAAAACAGGAAUAGCAUAGAAGAAGCUCAGCAUUCUGGAUUACAAGAUUUAAUUGAAGUAAAUUAUGAUGCAAACAAGAUAAACUUUGAGACGGAUUGCUUACCCAGUGAAAGAAUGAAUUUGCCUCUACUUGCUAGUGAAGUGGCAGAUGAUAUUAAUACUAAUGAAAAGGAGGAAAUUGCAGACGGUGUAGAAGGGAUGGAGCUGCAUUCUUCAGUCACAGCACGGGAGGUUUUGAUGAGCAGCCCUGAAAAAAGUAUACCAUCACAAAAUGACAUCUUACGGGAGGAGAAGACUAAAAUUUCUCAGUCAGUAUUUGAUAUUAAAAGUCUUACUACUGAAUGCCAUCUUCUUGAUUCGCCGGGCCUAAACUUCAGUAAUACAUUCACUCAGGUGGAGAGGAGACAUCAAGAUCAUGCCAGACACAUUUCCUUUGGUGGUAAUUUGAUUACAUUUUCACCUCUAAGACCCCUCCAUGAUGAACAACCAGAAGAAUCUUGAAUUUAAAAAUAAAUCCAAAUAUUUUUCUUCAUAUUAUCAAUGUGAUGUAUUAUUAGCAUAUUGAAAAUUGAAGAGUAUGUAUUUGUGUUCACUUCUAGUCAAUUUAUAGUGUCAUAAAAUGUUUUAAUAUUCAGUGUUCAUCAGAGUGUGUUUUAGCUAUGAUAGUGUUUCUCGAGGGAAGUGGGGAUAUUUUGUACAUUAACUAUGCAGAAUAAAAAAUGUACUUUACCUCGCCUCUCUUGUUUAAAAUGUAUAAGCUUAAUUAAAACUAAGUGUACUUACUCAGCACUUAUGAACAUUCUUCAGUUUAAUCAAAAUAUAGUAUUAAACUUUGACAGAAAUA
Messenger RNA from Neogale vison (American mink), 3298 nucleotides. It is a transcript of the gene DLGAP5, whose product is annotated as DLG associated protein 5. NCBI's taxonomy places the organism in Eukaryota, Metazoa, Chordata, Mammalia, Carnivora, Mustelidae. Bases 412 to 2955 code for a protein of 847 amino acids. Gene Ontology annotation, biological process: kinetochore assembly; signaling; mitotic spindle organization. Gene Ontology annotation, molecular function: microtubule binding. Gene Ontology annotation, cellular component: cytoplasm; spindle pole centrosome; nucleus. The transcript has 19 exons. The record is from RefSeq and is a predicted model, not a curated record.